CAAUUCCGGUGUAAUGGAGGACCAUCAGGUGCUCAACAUAUAUGUCGCAUCGAUUUUCAACAUCUGUGGAUACCGAUUGGAAAAUACUUAUAAAUUUGCCAUAGAUAUCAUCUGCUGUCAUUUUGCGCAACGACUAGUGAUGAAUCGGUCUAACGCAGACCAGUGUCUGUAACGGCAGCUAGUUCGUAACUCGGCGCCUUACUCAGAAAGAUGGCCAAUCCAUAGUGCCCAGCGCGAGGACAACUUGCUAGCCAUCAGAAACGGAAUUUAUCUCGGUGACGAUUUAAUGGAUUUAAUAGGGAAACUUAGCAAACACUUAAAAAGAAUAACGAGCAGCGCUGUGGAUAAAUAACUUAGCGUUAUUUGUUGACGUCAUGUCCGUACUAAUAAGGUGUAUUUCAAUACUAUUGUCAUUUUUGUAUUGUUCUGGGAACGAUAUUGUUGCUAUUAUAGAUCAAGACAUUUAUAAUCUGCAUUUCCGGACUUUUUACUUAUCGGUGGAGAGACCGGAAGUUAAUUUGACAGGCAUAGUCUAUCCGACGUACACGGGUUUUGAUGAUCAGCUACAUGGUCUUUGUUCGUACCUCACCCAGCAGCAGACUCGGGCGGUGUUCGUUGUAGGCAAUCAGGACACGAUAAACAUUGUGUCUAUGGUAGCAAAUGUCCUCGGAAUACCGACCCUGGCUUACAUGAAGGACGCAAAGACAGUCUACGAGAAGACACUAGACGAUCUCUUAUUGAUUCUCGGUAAUUCGCACCAGGAGACAGCUAGAGCGGUGCUAACUUUCUUCCGGGAGAAUUUUUGGUAUAGGUUUCUGAUAAUUAUAGAAGAUCAAUCACUGAAUGACGGAUUUUUCGGCAAAGUAAUAUCACAAAACCAGACAGAGCUGUGGCACGUAUCAUCACUUGUCGUUAGCAGAAAGGUCACUCCUGAGGAACUACGAAGGCAGAUAUGCAGACUUCUGACGGAAGACAUGAUAGUUCUUCUCCACGUGGACCCCAUGAUGGCAAUAUUAAUUUUUACAUCACUUCCGUGUAAAAAUUCAAACCAAUCAAACAUAAUAAAAUGGUUUCUGACAGAAAAAGUUUAUACUCAGGAUACGUCCUUGCUAAAGUUUUACCCUGCUGGUACUCUUGCUGUAGUAACAGAUUAUAUGGUGUCAUUGGAUGACGUAAUAUCAGACAGUGUGUCGUAUUUGAAUUUUGUCAUUCAAAGCGCACUUCGUGAUGGUGUUUUGCCCAAUGGUUUUCAGAAAACAUGUUUUGACGAAUAUCCUCUUGACCUGACGAUUGGAGAGAGUUUUUAUAGGCACUUCAAGACCAAUACGUACCAAGGGUUUUCUGUUCUAUUCGAUUUCACUCCCGACGGUUACCUUUCGAAUCAAGACUUUAAAAUAAAGACACUUAAAAACUACAAAAAUAAUUACGUGUGGCAGGAAAUUGGAUACGUUCAGGGGGAGAAUGUCCGUCCUCGAGGAAUCCUUUGGCCUUUGCAACAUACCAUUGAUCUAAAAAAUGGCCGUGUUCGAUAUCGCGUGGUGACAAAUCCUGUAAAACCUUUUAUAAUGGUGGACGAUGGAAUUGAAGAUACACAUAUAUGUAUUCAAAGCACGCGCUGUAUCAAAAUUUUGGUUGCUGAUCAAAAUCAGACCUUGGAUAUUAUCCAGAAUUACGAAAAUAACAACGACACAACUGGCUAUGAACUGCAGUGUUGCCGCGGAUUUGCAAUAGAUCUGUUAAACAAACUUUCCUCCGACCUAGAAUUUGAGUUUGUAUUGUAUAUUGUACAUGAUACAACUUACGGAAAAAAGAUGAUCAAUGGGUCCUGGGACGGAAUGGUGCGGGACCUGACUAAUGGCAUUGCCGACAUGGCCAUAGCGGCAUUUAGUAUAACCGGAAAUAGGAUGAGCGCCAUUGAUUUCUCCUAUCCAUACUAUUUUUCACGUUUCACGGUCUUGUACAUACAACAGAAUCAAAAGACAUACAUGUAUGCAUUCAUCGAACCAUUCUCAGUCGAAGUUUGGUGUACGAUCUUUAUCAGUGCCACUAUAUCGGCUGUGGGUAUGUCGGUGUUUGAAUGGAAUAGUCCUUUUGGUCUGAAUCCUUGGGGAAGGAAGCGAAAACAGAACUACACAUUAGGAUCGGGAAUGACGAUGGUUUACUCCUUGUUGUUUGGGCAUACAGUCAGUACCAAGUCCCCGAAAUCGUGGCCUAGCAAAGUACUCCAAAAUUUUUGGGCUUCUGCCUGUAUUUUCAUCAUUGCUAGCUAUACGGCCAACUUGGCAGCUUUCCUUGCCGGAAAACACAGCGGUAUUGACUACAGUAGCGUGUUCGAUUCAAGGCUGAUGGAAAUUAGAGUGGGAGUUCUUGGGGGAAGCGCCGUGGAGUCUCUGACUAGUAACCUCAGUAAAUCGCUGUACAUCAGGAGCCAGAAUCAUCUCGUCCCGACAACGAACGAUGCCAUUAAUAUGUUGAUAAAUGGUCAAAUUGACGCCUAUCUGGGUGACUAUCCGAUACUGGACUAUGCACGUGUAAAGCUGGAUCCGAAUUGCAAUCUUUAUAUUGUCCCACAAUCGUUCGGUGAGGAUGAGUAUGGGAUAGGAUUUCCCAAAGGUUCUCCACUUCAGAAACCAGUGUCCAAGAAAAUCCAGCAUUACCAUGAUACUGGCUACUUGGAAAAUUUAAUCGAUAUUCAUUUCGACGAGGAGAAAUGUUUCAACCAGGGAAUUAACGAGCAGAGGUUCAGUUUGAACGUUUACCAUCACAGUGGACUUUUUGCGCUCCUCUCUAUUGCUAUCGUCUGCUGCAUACUUCUUGUUCUAGUGGAGCACCUUGUCUUUAAAUUCCUUCUGCCCAUAUGUCGCAGACGACCAGUCGACAGUUUCUGGAAAAGCCUCAGUGUCAUGUUCUUUAGUCAGCGAUUACAUCGAAGCAUCAACAGUGCCGUUUUAAUUUCCGCCCAAGAGUCCGCCAAGGAGAUGUUAGGAAUCGUGAAAAAGGGAGACUUUUCCAAACUAUUCAUGAAGAGCACUAUCAGAAAAAACAAGCUGGCCGAUUUGGCGAAAACUAAGAGAAUUAACCGAAACUUCCUGGACAUCGUAGAAAAAGCAAAGUGGGUAAGCGAUAUGAAAUCCACUAGUCUGCUCAACGAUGACUCGCCAAAUGAACCUGUGGAUAUCAAACGUCUCUCACUCCGCAAUCUCAGCAACUGUGUCAAUCUCGAGGCCCUGAGAUCUCAAUGCCAGAGCUCCCUGCCAAAAGUGGACUCGGUGAGAAAUUACGAUGACAGCAACGAAGAGUGCAGCGAGAGCGAGGCAGAGGAUACGAGAACUCUGAGCGGUCUUGGGAACACAUGUGAUAUUGGAACUUCUGAUAGCAAGUAUAAUAUGUGGUAUGUUCCCGGGAAACAUGUGACAGGCGAGUCUCAACCAAUAGAAAUGCCAGAAAACAGCGAUACUGGAUCAUAUUAUGAAAGACACUUUGACGGAACUUUCAGUUCUCUUCAUCAAAGUGAAUCAAGCUGUUGCUGUGAUACGUGCAAGCAUGAAACAUUAGGUGCUUGUUAUGGUGGGGGAAAGGGGGAAACUUUAUGUGAAGUAUCUUCUUCAUUUUCGGGGCAAACUACAUCAGAUUUCGGUAGACAGGUUGCUACGUCUGCAAACGAAAUAAAUGGUUUUUAUGAAGAUGACGGUCAACGAGGUGACAAUGUUGACGAAGAGACAGGUUUGUUACAUUGGAAAGAAAGUGAAGAAAACUUGAAGCUUUAUAAUGAUAUUGAAAAUUAUCGUUUACAUUCUAUGCAAAGUUCACAACCAGAUCUCAAUAAGAUAAGGGAACAUGCUGCGCGUGCAUGUAAUACACCUACUGCGCAAUCUCCAAAUGUCAAUCACCUCAGCAAAAAGGAAUUGCUGCAGUUGUGGAAAUCUUCAGAAUUACAACUGAACUAUUUACUUAAGAAUACACUUAGAGAAAAUAUUGAACUCAAAAAUACUCUUGCAAAAUUACAAGGGCGAUCCAAAAGAGAAGCAAAAGAGAGAAAGCGUUCAAGGAGAGAUCAAUAAUUCGACCGUCGUCCCUAAAAUGUUGCUCAAUCUCAUUAUACUUUGUUAAUUUGUGUCAAUUAAAUAUUACUUAGGUGAACAACAAAUAAAUCCACUGAUAAAAUUA
Saccostrea echinata is the source of this 4167-nucleotide messenger RNA. Its product is annotated as glutamate receptor ionotropic, NMDA 3A-like. The transcript has 9 exons. Gene Ontology annotation, cellular component: plasma membrane; postsynaptic membrane. Bases 375 to 4061 code for a protein of 1228 amino acids. NCBI's taxonomy places the organism in Eukaryota, Metazoa, Mollusca, Bivalvia, Ostreida, Ostreidae. Gene Ontology annotation, molecular function: NMDA glutamate receptor activity; transmitter-gated monoatomic ion channel activity involved in regulation of postsynaptic membrane potential. Gene Ontology annotation, biological process: synaptic transmission, glutamatergic; monoatomic ion transport; ionotropic glutamate receptor signaling pathway. The record is from RefSeq and is a predicted model, not a curated record.